GUCAGGUUUUUUGUCGCAAGAAAUCUGUUAUUUCAAAAAAAAUGAAACAGAGGAUUUGCAACCAGAAGGGCACUUUAUUAUGACUAUGACAAGUUGUCAGCACAUAACUGAGUACAAGUCUAAAUAUGGAACCAACCAAUUUCGAAUAAUUCAUGCAUAUUUUAUCGCUACUUCAUCGGACAGUGCAAGGCAAAGAAAGGGAAAGUCUGGGGUAUGUCACACCUGCCGCUUCCCAUCCUUCAGACUCCAUGCCUGUCUGUACUGUGUAUUUUUUGGCUGUUACACGACCAAGCACAUCCAUGAGCAUGCAUUCUCCAAGAAUCACAAUUUAGCUGCUGACAUGACAUAUGGGACGAUUUAUUGCUUUGAAUGUGGAGACUAUGUUUAUGACAAAGAACUGGAAAGCAUUGCUCAUAUCCAAAAUGAGAAAGCUGCCAAGUCUUUAGGGAUGAAAACAUACAAUUUCAUAGCAUGGGAACCAACUGAUGUAGAGGUUGAAAUUCUUAGACAGAAUCCCAAGAGGAGAAAAGUAGAAAAUAAGUCAACUAUAGGAUUGAGAGGGCUAAUUAAUUUAGGAAAUACCUGUUUUAUGAACUGCAUUGUGCAAUCAUUGAUUCACACCCCGGUGCUACGUGACUUUUUCCUUGCUGAUAAGCACAAUUGUCAAAUGACCUCAGUAGAAGCUCAACAGUGCCUUGUUUGUGAGAUGGCAAGGCUUUUCCAAGAGUUUUAUUCUGGCAAUAGAACUCCCCAUAUUCCGUAUCGUCUAUUACAUUUGGUCUGGACCAAUGCUCGACACCUGGCUGGCUAUGAACAACAGGACGCUCAUGAGUUUCUGAUCGCAGCACUUGACGUGCUGCAUCGGCACUGUAAAGGUUACUCAGAUAAUAAGUGUUUAUCCAUCAACAAGUUCUUCACAGGGAGAAAUGGAAUGGCUUCAGGGAAUCCACAUCACUGUAACUGUAUCAUCGACCAAAUCUUUACUGGCGGUUUACAGUCAGAUGUCACAUGUCAGCAGUGCAAUAAUGUGUCCACCACAAUAGACCCAAUAUGGGACAUUUCUCUUGACCUGGGACCAGGUGCCAUACCAAAUGCUCUCCUUAAUGUUAAUAACUCCAGCUCAUCACCAAGUUCAGGUUUUACAAAUAGUCCAGGAACUUAUGAACCUACCUCAUUAUUAGACUGCUUAAAAAGAUUUACAAAGCCUGAGCACUUAGGCAGUUCAGCUAAAAUCAAGUGUAGUACGUGUCAUAGUUACCAGGAGUCCACUAAACAGCUGACUAUGAAGAAGCUGCCAAUAGUGGCCUGUUUUCAUCUCAAGAGAUUUGAGCACUUAACAGGCCUUCACAAGAAGAUCUCAACUUUUGUAUCAUUCCCUGAGGAGCUGGACAUGACCCCCUUCAUGUCCUCCUCCCGAAAUAAUAACAAUGGCUACAGGAACCAAAUCGUACAGGAAUCUGCCAAAGGGCUUUCAUGUGAUAACAAAUAUUCAUUGUUUGCUGUUGUGAACCAUAUGGGUACAAUAGAAUGCGGCCACUACACCUGUUUUAUCCGACAACACAAGGACCAGUGGUUCAAGUGUGACGACCACCUCAUCACGAAGGCAACACUUAAUGACGUGCUUAAAAGUGAAGGGUACCUACUGUUUUACCACAAGCAGAUUUUGGAAUACCAGUGACAGAAGAGAAUCAUGGGAAGCUAUUUUUGUCUAAAGGUUUCCACAACUUGUCUUUCUUGUAGGAUUCAAAGUAUUAAAUAGAUUUAGUCUUUAUAUUUUAGUACAUUUAUACAUGUAUCUUACUAAUGUUCUGUAGCAGUUCAGUUGCUAGUCAUAUAGUUCAAUGAAAUAGACGUGAACAGCUGAUUAUUGAAGUAGACAUAAUAAUUUGACAACAGAUCUGGAAUGAUUUUAAGGUUGUGCUAGGCAUGACUUUUUGGGUGAUAUUUUGGAUUUAUGUAGGUAAAUUAAUUGUUAUGCCUCAAUCAGUUUUUGCUCAGUUUAUUUAUGAUCUCACUGAUAGAGACGGGACAAUAUUUCUUUGACGUUUUUUUUUCACUGUGCUUGUUUAGUUGUUAUGUUAAACAUUCAUACAUCUUCCCCUGUUCACAGUUACAUAAACAUACAUGUAUUUGCAUGAAAUAAGCAUAUUUUACAGUAUUUGUUAACACAAGCAUGAUUUCUAUACUUGUUGUCGAAUCGUUUUUCCAUUGGAUAAAAAAAGAGUGUCCUAAAACAACUUCUGUGUUUGAAAAUCAGAACAGUAUCCAACAUUUGUACAAAACAUUUUCUUUAAGCUAUCAAGCAAGCAUGUAAGCACAGAAAAAAGAACUUUUUUGUCUCUUUUUGGAUUUAGCAUUUGACUAAAUCCUCAGUUGUGGACAUAUAUUUUGAUAGAUGUGUUUUUGUAUUGAUUUCCUUGACUCGAUUACUGUUGUCCUUUUGUAGAACAAUUUAAGAGAGAAAAAAUAUGGUGCAGAUAAAAGUGUUCUGUAGGAAAUAAAAAAUUAAGUUGGUUCUUAAAUGUUGUGUAUAAAGUGAUGUUCAUGUAUAUUCAUUGCAUGUCUUUAUAAUGUUUUCCCAGUGUUAUGUGAUUUAACAAAGGCUAAGAAUUAUUUAAUGAAAAUGUUGAAUGAAUGGGAGUGCAAGAAUCAGUGGAAGAGAAUUGCCUGUUAUAUAUUUGUGCAUAGAUAAGUGUUUUGCUUUUUUUUCUUGCCAAAACUCUAUUCCAAAUCUUAACCCUUUCUGAUCUUUGUUGUAAAUGAUUUUUAAGAACUUUUUUUUCUCUCUAUAUUGAAAGUGCUGCAAAAAAGCAUUGAGUGCUGUAGAUGUAUAUUAAAGUAUGAGUGUUUUGUGAUAUAAAAUGGAAUCCCUUAAAUACAUUAAUGUGAAUAGGAAUUUGUGCAUAGAGUGACUGUAAUAUAUUGCUAUUGUAUUUAUUUAUUGAAGAGAUUGUCUUACAUAGAAAAUAUGACUCCAGAAAGUUUUUACAGGUUAGUUUGUUAUUGGUAUAUAUAUUUUUUUGGAGUUUAUACUUAUAGUCUUGAGUUUCUCUUUUCUUAAAAAGAAAUAACCACCAAUUCUGGAAUCUAUCACAGAUGUAAUAUAGGUACCAGAUUGGAAGUUGCGAUUCGUAGAGGAAUCCAUCUUUCUGUAAUAUUUGGGAAACUUUUAUCAUAGACAUUUCUCUGAUUGUCUCAUUUGUAAAUUUAGUUAGGGGGACUGGUUAACAACUCUUGAUUUUUAAUACUGUAUGAUAUUUUGAAAAAAAAAAAACAAAAAACAAUUAAGAUUGCUCAUUUCUAACAUAAAUGAUCCUCUCUACCCCUUAAAAAAUCUCAGAUCUGUUCCUAUGCUUAUCACAUACAUUAUAUCUUACAAAUAGAUAUUGAUUUCUGUGUAAAUCAUUUUUGUCUCAUAAUUAGCUGGGAAAUCUGUUAAAAAUUAUUGGUGGAUAGAGAGAAAAAUUAACAAGUUUUUUUAAUGUAUUGACAGAAAUUCCACUUUAAGAAAUUUCCAUAAUUGUUCUGUUGUUUUGCUUCUUACUUUUGAGACCCAAAAGUGAAUGAAUUAUUAUUGGUGAAUGCCUAGUUAGAAAUUGUGGAAUUUAUGAUAUUGGAACUUUUCUGUGAUAAUGAUUAAAGAACGCACACUGCUUUUUAGAGGGAGAAAAAACCUGCGCUACCUCACUUGUUUGUGCAAAAAAGGGGAGCAUUACAUGGUUUAUUCAGUCAUAUCACCUUUUUUUUCACAUAGAUGCCUUAGUUAAGUUUCAAGCUGAUUUUCUUUGUUUAAUAUAGGCUGAAGAGUUUGUAUUUUGUAUUCUUUGAUUUAUUUGUAAGACUGAACAUUUGAAUUUUGUGUGUGAUUAAAGCAGGGACCUUUUUUUUUCAGGUGAUGUUUUUUGAUCCUAUCUUUGCUGUGAUAUAAUGUUCAUUUAGUACAUGUAUGUGAUGUGAACAACGAACAUGUAAUUCCUAACUUUAUAUGAUCAAAUUUGUCUCCUCAACUCCUCAGACCAACUCCUCCCCCUCUCCCCCAUUCAAAUUUUGUAUGGAAUUUCCUAAGGGGGAUUUAAUAAAGUAAAGUGUAGAAUUAUGAAAUCUCAGUAUUACUUUUCAGAGUUCUAAUAAUGCCAGAGGAACCAACAGCUCAUGUAAACUCUUGUAAUCAGAAUUUUUUUCACCAUUCUUCUUUUGUCAUUUUCGUUUUAGAACCAAGUGUCAGCUGUGUCCUUUUCUAGGGGAAAAAUUAACAUUGAAAAAUAAGUUGAGUUGUUAAUAUAAAAAAAAUCUCCCUUUAAAUUCAGCUUGGCCACAAGACCCAAGGUUUUAAAAGUGUUGCAUAUACAUAUCACCUGAUAUUUUUUCAUAUUCAGAUGUUAACAUUGCCAAUCACUUUUGGGGAUUUGGAGGGGAAAGGGGGUUUUUCCUCCCUAUAAUACUAUGUUAACAUUACCAAUCUUUUUGGGAAGGGGGAGAGGGGGUCUUUUCUCCCUAUUCAAGGUUUACACAGGUGUAUUUAAAUUUGAACUGUGGUAGAUCCAUGACUUACUUUUAUAAUGUUUAAGAUGAGGUACUUACACUUAAAUGUAGUUAAUUAAUGGCUAGGAAAACACUCUAAUCAAGAUGUCGUAUUGAUUACAUAUUUCAGUGUCCAUUUAUACAUGUAUUUUAAAAUUCAUUUUCAAUGAACAUGUUUUUGAAUAUCUCUUGCUUAAACAAGAGAAAUGCUCAUAACCUAGAAAAAAAUUCUUUUUAAAUAUUAAUUCAUGGAAUGGAUUAAAUUUAUUGUGGUUUAGAUCAUUUGAAUUUUAUGCAGGAUUUGUUUUACUGUAAUACAUGUAAAUUAGAUUCAAUACUUUUGGAGCAGAAACUGAAUUGGAAAAGAGGUCUUGUUUAUAAAUUUUGAUGUAGGCAAAUCAGUAUUAAGACUGUUCAUGCAAAUCUUUUUUUUUGAGUAUGAUUUUUUUUUGCCAGGGAACUAGAGUAAAUUUAGUGUAAAUGAGAUGUAAAGCAGUGUAAUAUGGUGACUGUUAAUUGAUGCAUUCAGCUGGCUGAAAAUGAAUGAAUUUAGAAAAAUUGGGUAAAACAAGUCAAGGGUUUUGAGAAAAUACAUGUUCAGGACAUCCACUAGUGUUCAAAAAGUGCCAGUCCAUAAAAAUUAACUUCUUUAAUUAGUUGUAUUUUCUUAAAAUGUAGAACUGUUAUAAUCUUUGCAGAAUUCAGAAUUCCUGUUUUGCUUGCAGGGUGUCACAUCAAAAUGUGUGCCAAAUAUCACAGAUUUGUAGACCAGUUUAACUGUGUAUUGUGAAAUAUCUUAAUAAAGUGUUAAAAUUGA
Messenger RNA from Saccostrea cuccullata (small rock oyster), 5338 nucleotides. Its product is annotated as ubiquitin carboxyl-terminal hydrolase 22-like. The coding region runs from base 80 to 1678 and encodes 532 amino acids. Gene Ontology annotation, biological process: protein deubiquitination. Lineage: Eukaryota; Metazoa; Mollusca; Bivalvia; Ostreida; Ostreidae. Gene Ontology annotation, molecular function: cysteine-type deubiquitinase activity; zinc ion binding. The transcript has 14 exons. The record is from RefSeq and is a predicted model, not a curated record.